Aspergillus bombycis is the source of this 309-nucleotide messenger RNA. RefSeq lists its product as uncharacterized. The record is from RefSeq and is a predicted model, not a curated record. The transcript is spliced from 2 exons. Bases 1 to 309 code for a protein of 102 amino acids. NCBI's taxonomy places the organism in Eukaryota, Fungi, Ascomycota, Eurotiomycetes, Eurotiales, Aspergillaceae.
AUGGCUAGAUUCCCAGCAAUCCCGGCGGAUGAGCGCACCCCAACCACGAACUUCAUUGAGCAAAGCAUUCGACAAACCUUCUCUCAAAUGCCUUCACACCUGGAAUGGCACGAUGCUUCUGGCGCGCUCCUGGGUACUUAUGCUUCGUUGCCUUACACGGAGGAUCUGGCCAAGCCAUGGUUCAACCUUGCUUUUGCCAUCACUCGGCAGGAGAGAUUCACGAUCAAGGAGAGAGAACGCGUAAUCCUCGCAGUUCUGACCGAGUAUGACGCGCCGUAUGAUCAUGAGCUCCCUCGUCGCAGCGGUUGA